UCCUUCUUGCGUGCUAGCAUUCUGCACGCUGGCGCUCCUGCAAGCGCCGUUCUGCUGUGCGCAACCUUCUUUCCCACACAAUCAAUAAACUUCUAACCUAAAUAACGCUCUCGCGAAGAGUUCGUCCGCGAGUGCGCUGCAGCGCAGUCGAAACCAGCGCAAACAAAACACUUGUGCUCCACAAUUUCGUUCAUUUCAUUUCGUUGCAGUUAUAAUCCUACGCAUUACACGCAUUGAUGGCUGCUGUCUGUGGAGUGCACCAGGAUCGACAGGAUGCGACCGUGUGGCGAGUCGCGUUCGCGGAUGAUGGCGUGCGUGCGCGAGCGCUGGGAAUUCGCCGAAUGUAAAUAAAUCACUCGGAUUGGCGAUACGAUGCGAGAGCAACAUGGAAGGCGAUAAAAACGAGUCCUGCUACACGAUUAACAAAGGCGUCGUUCGCAGGGAGCCACCACAAUCGUCAUCCAAGAGUGAUUAUUCCAGUCGUUCAAAGGCAGCCAGUCACGAGGAUUUCGCGCAGGCUGAAGAAGGCGCUCUUUAUUCGGUCUCACAGCGGGUGCCAACUGUUAGCACCAGUUACUCCAGUCUGUGUGGGGCUACUGAAGGACCUGCGGUGCAGUACGCUGAAUGGGAACGUACCACAUCGACGGAUACAAAGGAUACCUCGUCGGUGGCGUCAGAAAAACAAACUACUGAAACAAACACGAAUUCAUCAGGACCGAGUUCAGUGGUCUCCGGUUCGAUGUUGCCGCCAUUGGAAGCGACGACGGCGACGUUGGGUCCGCUGGUGCCGACUUGUGUGUACAUGCACAACGAUGUCGCCAUCAUGCUGGACGUGGAGGAUUCUCCAAACGCCUCUGCGGACCAUCUUAUGAUGGCAAUCGUCAAUUCGGAUGAGUUAGGACUCAAUAAACAAGUCGCGCUGCAAUGUUUUUCUCUAUGGAUGUCAACGCCAUUAUUGCAACUUCAGUUGAAGCCUACACAUAAACCUUACGAUGUGCGGCGAGCUUGGAGAAGUCUUUUGGCGCAAUAUAGUCAUGGGAGUUAUCACAAGCAACAACGAGACGAGCCGAUUAUUUCCUUUCAAAGGAAUGUUUUCUUUGCGCAGCAUUUAGAAGAGAAAAUCAAGGAUCAAAAAAUCUUAGAAUUGUUGUAUGAAGAAGCAAGAUAUAAUAUUCUAGCUGGAAGAUAUCCAUGUGAAACAGCGCACUAUGUAAUGCUGGGUGGGAUCCAAGCGCGGAUUGAGCUGGGCCCAUAUAAUCCGCAGGUGCAUUCAACGCACUACUUCCGUGAGGAACAGUGCAAAUAUUUACCGCCACAUGUGCGCAAGAGUCCCACGUGGACGUGGCUGCCGAUAAGCUCGAAGAACUCGGCGGAGGUGCGUUUGUUGGAGCAGUUCAAGCGGAUACCUAUUUCGGCAACGAAUCGGAAGCUCAUGCGCAAAUAUUUGGAGUUUUGUUGGUCGCUUCCUUUCUAUGGUUCAGCAUUUUUUGAAGGUCAGGUUGAGCAGCCUGUCCGUGGACUGACAAGUUUAAUGACUCACCAAGACAUUCCAGUAAUUGUCGCGAUUAAUGCCAAAGGCGUUUAUGUAAUCGACGAUAUUCAAUGCACUGUUUUGGUCGGUUUAAAAUACGAAGAAAUGAGUUGGGAUUUCGCACGGCCUUCGCGAGAGGAAGACCCCAAUUGUUUCCCGUGUUUGUUUCUGCAAUUUAUGGUUGUGGAAAAUGGCGCGCGGGUGUCAAAGAUUCUUCAGAUCUUCUCACGUCAAGCCUCGUUGAUGGACACGCUCAUUUCAGGGUUUGUGCAUCAAUUGAAAGAAAAAUCUGGCGACGAACACGAGAGGAGUUCAGCGUAUCAAAUGCCAACCGACACAACAGAUAAUAAUCAAGUGCAAAUAACGCUCGGCAAUUUGACGCACAGCACGGCGAAUCUUCCGUCGUUGUCAAACAAAUUAAGUAAAUUAACGCUAGCGACCUUCGACGAUGAUGGUCACUGCAUUGGUCAAAUGGGCUCGUGGUCUUUUACGUAUUGAAAAUAACAAGUAUUUGUUACAAUUUUUGCAAUUUACGAUAAUACUCACGAAUCACCACGAAUAUCACUAACAUUUAGUGUGUACAAUUAAUUUAUUCGUUUGUUGUUGUUUCCUCCAUACAAACAAUUUUGAUGACAAAAAGAAAACGUGUACAUUUAUACAUAUUAAAAGUAAUAAUUAAGUUUGAUAAUAAAAA
Dalotia coriaria is the source of this 2225-nucleotide messenger RNA. RefSeq names its product FERM domain-containing protein 8 Bili (gene Bili). Gene Ontology annotation, biological process: negative regulation of canonical Wnt signaling pathway. NCBI's taxonomy places the organism in Eukaryota, Metazoa, Arthropoda, Insecta, Coleoptera, Staphylinidae. The record is from RefSeq and is a predicted model, not a curated record. The transcript is spliced from 7 exons. Gene Ontology annotation, cellular component: plasma membrane; cytoskeleton. The coding region runs from base 386 to 2029 and encodes 547 amino acids.